CUUUUUCGCGGGAAGUUCUUCUGUUUAGCCUCGCAUCUGUGCAUUACAGUAAAUCAUAUCAGGGAAUUUAAAUAACCACAGAAUCCACAUUCUUCCAAUAAGCCAUGGAUGUUAAAGGAAAGGACGAAAUAGUGCAGCUCAACGGAAAUCACAGUGAAUGCCUUACAAAGAAGAGACAGGACUACCUGGAGUGGCCUGAGUAUUUCAUGGCUGUUGCCUUUUUAUCAGCACAAAGAAGCAAGGACCCCAAUUCUCAGGUUGGUGCCUGUAUCGUGAAUCAAGAAAACAAGAUAGUGGGUAUUGGCUACAAUGGCAUGCCUAAUGGUUGUGAUGAUGACCUGCUACCCUGGUCUCGCAGCGCAGAUAACAAGCUGGACACCAAAUACCCCUAUGUGUGCCAUGCAGAGCUGAACGCCAUCAUGAAUAAGAACUCGGCAGAUGUCAAAGGUUGCAGUAUUUACGUAGCGCUCUUCCCAUGCAACGAGUGUGCAAAGCUCAUUAUUCAAGCAGGUAUAAAGGAUGUGAUCUAUUUGUCAGACAAAUACCAUGACACUCCAGAAAUGACUGCCUCCAGACGGCUGCUCAACUUGGCGGGCGUCACGUACAAGCAAUUCAAGCCAAAGCAAGGCCGGAUUGUCAUUGAUUUUAAUUCAAUCAACCACUCCGACUUGAAAAGCACCAAUGGUUUUGCGAAUGUGCAGUCACCAUAGAAUGAGGAACUUUGAUCAUGACACUAAGAAUGAAUAAAACAUUGUUUUAUUUUCCAUCUGGCUUUUUGGAGUUGUUAUGCACUUUUUGUUUUAAAUCUCAGUUUCUUCUGAUCUUGUAUGUUGCUGAAAUUAGCCAUUGUCGACCUUUUGAAUGUGUUUCUUUUAUGUAUGUGCUGUAAUCAGUGUUUGGUUAAGUUACUUUUCAAAUGAAUAUUACAAUCCUGAGUCACCUUAUAAAAAAGUUACUUUUUAAGGAGCGUAAUGUGAAAAUAUGUGCUAUUUUUGCAUUUCUUUUUAGAUCAAGAUAGGCAUAAUAUUGUAAUUGAUUGCUUUUAAAAGAAACUUUACCCAACUCUGGCUGUAAUACCAUUAUCAAUUUGCAUGCAUAACAGCAGCUGCUGAGUGACCUUGGCUGAUUCUUGAUGCAAUUUUAAAUUGAUUCUUUUAGAGUUUCAUUCAUGAUAAGUGAGCUGGCAAAAUCAAGUUGGAUGCCAACAUUAACUAAAUAAAAUGGUUUACCUUUUUUCCUUUUGUAUUCUCGCUGUAAUAUCGAAUGUUUAUGACUGCAUUGCUCAUGUCCAUGUUUUUUUUUUAGUGCUGUAACAGAGAAACCUCAUGUUCUGUCAAAUCCACACUGUUUUGUGCAUAUUGUGUCUCUGCAGGUUAGAACCCGCAACUUCAGGAUUUAAUAAAAAAAGAGACUCAUGUUUAGAAA
Danio rerio (zebrafish) is the source of this 1425-nucleotide messenger RNA. It is a transcript of the gene dctd, whose product is annotated as dCMP deaminase. The record is from RefSeq and is marked provisional. NCBI's taxonomy places the organism in Eukaryota, Metazoa, Chordata, Actinopteri, Cypriniformes, Danionidae. Gene Ontology annotation, molecular function: zinc ion binding; hydrolase activity; dCMP deaminase activity.